Messenger RNA from Pollicipes pollicipes, 5525 nucleotides. It is a transcript of the gene GCS2alpha, whose product is annotated as glucosidase 2 subunit alpha. Gene Ontology annotation, biological process: N-glycan processing; carbohydrate metabolic process. The record is from RefSeq and is a predicted model, not a curated record. Gene Ontology annotation, molecular function: carbohydrate binding; alpha-glucosidase activity. NCBI's taxonomy places the organism in Eukaryota, Metazoa, Arthropoda, Thecostraca, Pollicipedomorpha, Pollicipedidae. The coding region runs from base 197 to 2980 and encodes 927 amino acids. The transcript has 19 exons.
AAGCCGCCGUGCAAGGGACACGCACGCUUGUCACCGAGAGCUGCGAUAGGCCGGGAGGUUGCGCUGCGGCAGGUAUAUUUGACAGGGUAUUUCAGUGAUUGAGGCUUAAAGCAAGACAGAUACAGUUGAUCUGUGGGAAGAUAAGAGAGUCACUUACAGGAAUCCGUGAAACAUCGCUCCAUAGGUGCAGUGAGCCAUGCUGCGGUGGAUAGCCUAUGUGGCACUGCUGGGAUGUCUCUCAGGAGCUGUUGACAGGGGUAACUUCAAAACAUGUGACCAGAGCAGUUUCUGCAAGCGUAACCGGGCGCUGACCAGCGGCAGCUCGCCGUACCUUGUGGCGGCCGACUCGGUGCGCGUGUCGGGUGCCGAGGCGACGGCACGCCUGCAAGACGGGCACGCGCCGGCGGCCGUGCCGCUCCGGCUCCAGCUGACCGCGCUUCAGGACAGUUCGCUCCGGCUGAGGGUCGUCGAGGAGGCGCCGCUGCGGCCGCGCUACUCGCCUCAGUACGCGCUGCAGGGCGAGCCAAACACUCAGAGUCUGACGGUGGUGGAGCAGCUAGAUGACCGUCUACACCUCAAGUUUGGCGCUGACUCCGAGCUGGUCAUGCUGUACAAGCCGUUUCAGCUGCAGGUGGCGCAGGCCGGCAAGACUGUGAUCACCGUCAACUCGGACGGCCUCUUCAACUUCGAACACUACAGAACCAAGCCGGAACCGAAGGAGGCGCCGGCGCCUGUAGACGUCGAGGCCGAGCCUGCCAAUGAUGGCGAGCACCAGGAGCAGGAGCACGAGCCGCCGGCCGACGAGCCGGCCGAGGACGAGUCCGGCAUGUGGGAGGAGCACUUCAAAACGCACCGGGACAGCAAGCCGAACGGCCCGUCGUCGGUGGGCGUGGACGUGACGUUCCCGGGCUCGGCGCACGUCUACGGUAUCCCCGAGCACGCCGAUUCGUUCGCUCUCAAGGAUACCAGCUCGGGCGAUCCGUAUCGUCUGUACAAUUUGGACGUAUUCGAGUACGAGAUCGGGAAUCCAAUGGCGCUGUACGGCUCUGUGCCCUUCGUCAUCUCACAGAGCGGCUCGCACGGCGCUGCUGGCGCCUUCUGGCACAACGCGGCCGAGACGUGGGUGGACGUACGCUCGGAGCCGGACGCGGGCCUCGUCUCUACCGUCACCAGCUACCUGGGCGGCGGCCAGGCCGAGACACGCAAGCACCUGCACUGGAUGUCGGAGUCGGGCGUGCUCGACCUCUUCCUACUGCUGGGACCGACCAGCCGCGACGUCAUGCGACAGUACAAGCAGCUUACGGGCGCCACGCAGCUCCCGCCGCUGUUCUCGCUGGGUUACCACCAGUGUCGCUGGAACUACAACGAUCAGCGCGACGUGGCUAACGUUCACGACAGCCUGGACCACCACGACCUGCCGUUCGACACCAUCUGGCUCGACAUCGAGCACACGGACGGCAAGCGGUACUUCACCUGGGACAGCCACAAGUUCUCGCACCCUGACGACAUGAUCCGUAACAUGUCCUCGCGCGGCCGCAAAAUGAUCACCAUCAUCGACCCGCACAUCAAGAAAGACAGUAACUACUUCGUGCACGCUGACGCCACUAGCAACGGCUACUACGUCAAGGACAGGGACGGCAACGAUUUUGACGGCUGGUGCUGGCCCGGCUCGUCGGGCUACCUGGAUUUCUUCCAGCCAGCCGUGCAGGAGUACUGGGCGUCCCGUUUUCAGCUGGCGAACUACAAGGGCUCUACGCUUGACCUUUACACCUGGAACGACAUGAACGAGCCCAGCGUCUUCAACGGACCCGAGGUGACGAUGCACAAGGACGCGCGCCACCACGGCGGCUGGGAGCACCGCGAUGUGCACAACGAGUACGGCAUGCUGGUGCCAAUGGUAUCUGCGCGCGGCCAGAUGGAGCGCUCGGGCGGCACACUGCGACCGUUCGUGCUGACGCGCGCCGCCUUCGCCGGCUCCCAGCGUUUUGGCGCCAAGUGGACGGGUGACAACACUGCGCAGUGGUCACACCUGCAGUACACCAUCCCGAUGCUGUUGUCCAGCUCGGUGGCCGGCAUCUCCUUCAUCGGUGCCGACAUCGGCGGAUUCUUCGGCGACCCGGACACCGAGCUGCUGACGCGGUGGUACCAGGUGGCCGCCUUCCAGCCGUUCAUGCGGGCGCAUGCGCACAUCGACACACGCCGCCGCGAGCCCUACCUCUUCGGAGAGGAGACGACCCGGAUGAUCCGUGCGGCCCUGAAGCAGCGCUACCGUUUCCUGCCGCUCUGGUACACGCUCUUCUACGAGAACGAGCAGACGGGCAUGCCGCCGAUGCGGCCGCUCUUCAUGGCCUUUCCGGAUGAUGUCAGCACGUACUCCAUGGAAGACCAGUACAUGGUCGGGGAGGCGCUGCUGAUCCACCCGCAGACGGCGCAGGGCGGCUCGUCCGUCUCCGUCUACUUCCCCGGCGCUGACACGGUGUGGUACGACAUCGUGACCGCCGAGCGGUUCACGCACGGCCGUUCCACCGUCGCCACGCCCCUGGACAAGCUGCCGGCGUACCAGCGCAGCGGCACUGUGGUGGCCACCAAGGAGCGGCCCCGACGCGCCAGUGCGCACAUGGCGGCCGAUCCGUUCACGCUGACUGUGGCGCUGGACGCGCGCCAGACGGCCACCGGCGCGCUGUACAUCGACGACCACAGCUCGUUCCAGUACCGCGACGGCAAGCACAUCUACCGGCGGCUGGCGUUCGAGAACAGCGCUCUCAAGUCUAGUCACAUCUCUGGCGCGGGUCUGGAUACGGCCAGCUGGGUGGAGCGGGUGGUGGUGCUCGGCCUGCGCACCGCGCCCACGGCCGUCCACGUCACCAGCCAAGGUCGGGACGAGGCACUGGACUUCAAAUAUGACAAAGAUCUGCAGAAGCUGGUCAUUAGGAAGCCGGCGGUGAACGCGGGUGCUGAUUGGUCAAUCGUCAUUUCGUAAUGGCGCUGAUUGGUUCAUCGUCAUAUCGCAACAAGGGCGAUGGCUGAUUGGUCGCCUCGCAGUGGCGUUGACUGGUCGACCGCUAUCGCGAACGGCGCUGAUAAGUUGAUCGUCGUCCCGUGAUGUGGCCGACUGGUGGUCCGUCAUUGCGCGGCGGCCGCCGGCGGUAGACACGAUCUGGGGGCCGGGGUUUGCGUGCGUGUGUCGGUGUGCGCGCGGCGGGUUGGUCGGCCGCCGGCCAGUGAUACUCCUGUGGUUGUUAUGUGCAGGGCUGGCGGGGUGGGGUCGGCGCGCGGUUCAUUCCACGGUGGUGGCGCGCCGGAUCGCAGGGACGGCGGGGCGCAGUCGGGUGACGGGCCGGGCCGGGCUGGUCGGCGUGGGCACGCUUUGGGAAACCUCGGGUCUGCCGGGGCGAGAUGAAACCGACGUCAGCGGCCACACGACGACAGUUGCCUAAAAGACAUGUGUUCUUGAAGCAUCUGGACGGUUACCUCUGGAAAUCUCGCUCAGUGGAUAGGGCGGGUUUGAGCUUUCUCUGGUACGAACGAUGCCCGGGGCCCGUCUGCUUCUGAUUGUGUCGUCACGAAACUUGGGAACGUCGUUGGCGGUGCGGCCGUGGUUCGUGCUGUCUCCUUGCCCGGGUCGGCAUCGCGUGGUCGCGUCAAUGUUUUGCUCACUUUGGGAACGUCGAGCAUGUGAUCCGUCAGAUUUCUGACCGUCGGUGGGCAGGCGCCACGUCAAUUAUCCUUCUGUCUGGUGUUUUGCGAUUGAUGCUCAGUGAAAUGCCUCUGCCCCAUUAACCUGCAAACUUGAUUCAUUGUUCCGUUGGGAUGGAGCUGCACUUCUGCAGCUUGCCAUCAGAUAUGCCAAGGCACUGUGCAAGUAAAAUGGACCAUUUAUUUCCGCUGCUGUGCUCAGGCCUGUAAGUUUCGCGUUGUAACGUGCCGCUCAUUCUGUGUUAUUGGUGUUUCUUUCCCUGAAGCAUGCAUUUAUGUGUGUGGUGUGCUACAAGGAGCCAAAUGUUUGUCUUCGAUGCUCUCUGCUUUGGUCUGGGCCCCAUCUCCUCGCUCUGUUCAUUUGUGUUGUCUGUGAAGCUUCGCCAGUGUGUGAACUGUGUGUUUGUUGUGUGUUGUCAUCACAUGUGUUCGGAUUCGGGAAGCCCUUUUCGGCAGUGGUCCGCCGACCAGUUACCCCACUCGUAGCUUUCUGCACGAGCUGCCACGUCUCGCUCAGCGAGGGGCUCACUCCACUCCCGGGGGGGUAGGGAGGGGAAGCGGGCAGUGCAGCACACGGGCUCAUCGGCUAUUCGCGUCGCCCGCGAUGCACUUGAUUGGAUACGCUGAGCGCCAGUCACCUCCCAUCCCCCUCCAAGCAGAGUCCCCCUACUGUUCUGACCUCUCUCCGCAUCACGCUGUCGGCUUCCUCGGACAGCGCGCGAUGCCCUCGUCGCGACGGCGCGCGUGACGACACUGGUGGGGGUGGCCUCUAAGCUGUGUGGUUGUCUGACUGAUACCCCACCCCAUGCGGUGAGGCGGGGGUUCAUGAGGCAGACUGUCUACGGCCGAGUUGCCCCCCCCCCCCCAUUAGAAGGCCGCGUCAAAUGCUCAUUUUGUUUCCAAUUUUUAAAGCACGGAACGAUUUUGCGCUUGGUUCCUAUGCACAUUGUGGUAACGUGUCGAGGUUCGCCUCCGCGGUUCCUGCACACGCACCCCGAGACGCCGCAGAAACAUGAUCAUAUAUUCUUCGGCACCAGCGGCUUUUGUACGGCGGCGCCGCCGGUGGGCAUCGAAAUGCCGCGGUGGUGUCAGAUCAACAUCAACUAUUCUACAUCCGCUCCGCCCUCCGCUGAAUUCCUUGAUGAUCGAUGAUCGCAUGAUGACGUCACGGGUCACGGCCGACGCUUCGCCCGUCGGCCGUGGCCCACGUCGGCGUUCAGUGGCGCCCACGUCCGCGUUACAGUGGCGGCCCCGCCGCGUCACAGUGGCUGCCACGUCCGCGGCCGGGGUGAGGCCCUGUCGCCGGAGAGUGGCUUCACACCGGCUACGGCGGCUGCCACCCGUGGCCGCGGCCAUCCCCCCCUCCCCUCCCCUCCGCCUGGAAGUCUGCGCAGCGCAGAUGAUCAGCCGCAUCCGCUCAGCGUUGCGGAGCCGGUCGAUUCCCCGCGUCAGUUGCGCCCCGACGCCAAUGGCCGGCGGCCUCCUGCGGAACGGUGGGGACGGAGCAGGGCUGGAUCCGUCGCAGAGAGUCAGAGGGUGGGCCAGUCCUCGCAGACCCGGGCGGAUGUAGCCGAGGGGGCGAAGGGGUGGAUCCGUGGGAGAGAGUCGGAGGGCGGGCCAGUCCUCGCAGCCUGGGCGGAUGUGCCGUCUGCGCGGGUCAACCUCAGAGGAACCAGGUCGGACUUUUGCUCGACUUAGCCGCACAGUAGUCACAAUAAGUGUUGACUGGUGGACGUGCGUGGCCUCGUUCAGCCACUAUCUGAGUGAUUAUAGGCGAUAAGUAUUGAUAAUAAAUGGGUGUGUGACGCACAGUUAGUGUUAUUCACUUA